Molecule: messenger RNA, 2081 nt
Organism: Molossus molossus (Pallas's mastiff bat)
Lineage: Eukaryota; Metazoa; Chordata; Mammalia; Chiroptera; Molossidae
Gene: EEF1D
Product: eukaryotic translation elongation factor 1 delta
Exons: 10
Coding region: 76-2019 (647 amino acids)
Biological process (GO): translational elongation
Cellular component (GO): eukaryotic translation elongation factor 1 complex; cytosol
Molecular function (GO): guanyl-nucleotide exchange factor activity; translation elongation factor activity
Source: RefSeq, a predicted model, not a curated record
UCCUCCGCCGCCCCGCGCCGCCGAGCACUCGUCUGUGGUCGCUGCGUCCUUGGCAGGCGUGAGGUCAGAGCGAAAAUGAGGAGCGGGAAGGCCUCCUGCGCCCUGGAGACCGUCUGGGAGGACAAGCAGAAGCAUGGGGAGGCUGAGCAGCGCUUCCACGAGCAUGAGGCCACGCGAGCCGCCACCGCCCAGCAGCUCCUGGUCCAAGUGCCAGCCGUGAAUGGGCCGGGUCAGGAGGACACCAAGGAGGCAGAGGAGGCCGAGGCCCCUGAGAGCUGCAGGGACAGUCCUGGGAAGAGCCAUGACGGGAGGCAGCCCCUGCAGAAGAAGAGAAAGCGCUCCCCGAAGAGCUGGCUCGGCAGGGCAGACCUCGCCCUCAUAGGCCUCUCGGCUGACCACGUCUGGCUAGACAAGCCGCUUUUCGACCAGGCGGAGAGCUCCUACCGCCAGAGGCUGGCAGACUUGGCUGCCCAGGCAGCCCGGCCACUGGCCCUGGCCUCCAGGGGUCCUUGCACCCAUGGAAGCCAGGUGGCCUGCCACCAUGUGACCUGGGGCAUCUGGGUCAACAAGUCUGUCUUCGACCAGGCUGAGCGGGCGUUCGUGGAGUGGUCUCAGGCUCUGCUGUUGGCCACAGAGGGGAGCAGCAGGCAGGGGGCUCCUGACACAGGCCAGCGAGCACCUGCCCUGGACCUGGCCCUCACCCACCAGCCCAGUUCGCCGGCCAAUGGCCAGCCCCCAUUGGGCAGCCUGCAGGCGCUGGUGCGGGAGGUGUGGCUGGAGAAGCCUCGGUAUGAUGCAGCCGAGAGGGGCUUCUACGAGGCCCUGUUUGAUGGCCACCCCCCUGGGAAGGUGCGCCUGCAGGAGCGAGCCAGCCAGGCUGAGAAUGCCAAGCGUGGCCGCAGAGACCGGCGGGGCCGCAACACCAUGGGGAGCAAGCGGGCCGAGCCGAGGCGGGCUGAUGGGGGGGUCCCGACGUCUGCCCUGCCUUACUGGUACUUCCUGCACAAGGAUGCUGAGGCCCCCUGGCUCAGCAAGCCCACCUACGACAGUGCGGAGUGCCGUCACCACGCUGCUGAGGCCUUGCGCAUGGCCUGGCGCCUCGAAUCCACAUCUCUGGUUCACCGACCCAGUGCCCGAUCUGGCCCAUCCAUGUCCAGCCUGAGACCCAACAGGAAAAUGGCCACAAACUUCCUAGCACAGGAGAAGAUCUGGUUUGACAAGUUCAAAUAUGACGAUGCAGAAAGGAAGUUCUACGAGCAGAUGAAUGGGCCUGUGGCUGGCUCCUCACGCCAGGAGAACGGCGCAAGCGUGAUCCUCCGGGACAUUGCGAGAGCCAGAGAGAACAUCCAGAAAUCCCUGGCCGGAAGCUCAGGCCCUGGGGCCUCCAGCGGGCCCAGCGGAGACCACAGUGAGCUCGUCACCCGGAUUGCCAGCCUGGAAGCGGAGAACCAGAGCCUGCAAGGCGUGGUGCGGGACUUGCAGCAGGCCAUCUGCAAGCUGGAGGCUCGACUGAGUGUGCUGGAGAAGAGCUCACCCACCCACCGGGCCACAGCCCCCCAGACCCAGCAUGUAUCUCCCAUGCGCCAAGUGGAGCCCCCCACCAAAAAGGCGGCCGCCGCUGCAGAGGAUGACGAGGACGAUGACAUCGACCUGUUUGGCAGUGACGAGGAGGAUGACAAGGAGGCUGUCAGGCUGCGGGAGGAGCGGCUACGACAGUACGCAGAGAAGAAAGCCAAGAAGCCAGCGCUGGUGGCCAAGUCCUCCAUCCUCCUGGAUGUCAAGCCUUGGGACGACGAGACGGAUAUGUCCCAGCUGGAGGCCUGUGUGCGCUCUAUCCAGCUGGAUGGGCUGACCUGGGGGGGCUCCAAGCUGGUGCCCGUGGGCUACGGCAUCCGAAAGCUGCAGAUCCAGUGUGUGGUGGAAGAUGACAAGGUGGGGACUGACCUGCUGGAGGAGGAGAUCAUCAAGUUCGAGGAGCACGUGCAGAGCAUAGACAUUGCUGCUUUCAACAAGAUCUGAGCCCUAGCACUGGGCCUGGACAAGAGGCCUUGCCCCUAUUAAAGACUGAGAUUUCCUCUGUC